UUCGCGGCUGCAGACAGGGGUUUCGAUCUCACCUUCCGGACGGCUGAUGAUGCAGGCCUGUCGCUUAUAAAAUACGGGGAAUUUCUGUACGACAACCUGAUCAUCUUCUCCCCAUCCAUAGAAGAUUUUGGCGGAAACAUCAACGUGGAGACCAUCACUGCUUUCAUCGACGGUGGCGGCAGCGUCCUUGUCGCAGCCAGCUCGGACAUUGGGGACCCCCUGCGGGAACUGGGCAGCGAGUGUGGGAUAGAGUUUGAUGAGGAGAAGACAGCGGUCAUCGACCACCAUAACUACGAUAUAUCGGACCCAGGCCAGCACACGCUUAUAGUCGCGGAUGCUGAAAAUCUACUCAAAGCUCCCACUAUCGUGGGGAAAACUGCACUGAAUCCCAUCCUUUUCCGAGGAGUUGGGCUGGUGGCUGAUCCUGACAACCCCCUGGUGCUCGAUAUCCUGACCGGCUCUUCAACCUCUUAUUCCUUCUUCCCGGAUAAGCCUAUUACUCAGUAUCCCCAUGCCGUCGGGAAGAACACCCUUCUGAUUGCUGGACUCCAGGCAAGGAACAACGCCCGCGUUGUUUUUAGUGGCUCCUUGGAUUUCUUUAGCGAUGCUUUCUUCAAUUCUGCUGUGCAGAAAGCUACUCCUGGCUCUAAGAGAUACUCCCAGACCGGUAACUACGAGCUGGCCGUCGCCCUGUCGCGCUGGGUGUUCAAGGAGGAGGGCGUGCUGCGCGUCGGGGCCGUGUCGCACCACCGCGUGGGCGAGCGCGCCCCGCCGAACGCCUACACCGUCACCGACCUCGUGGAGUACAGCAUUGUCAUCGAAAAACUCUCUGACGGGAAGUGGGUCCCCUUCGAUGGAGACGAUAUUCAGCUGGAGUUCGUCCGCAUUGAUCCCUUCGUCCGGACUUUCUUGAAGAGAAAUGGAGGAAAAUACAGCGUGCAGUUCAAGCUGCCAGAUGUCUACGGGGUGUUUCAGUUUAAAGUAGAUUAUAACCGGCUGGGUUAUACUCACCUGUACUCCUCUACCCAGGUGUCUGUACGGCCUCUCCAGCACACGCAGUACGAACGGUUUAUCCCCUCGGCGUAUCCCUACUAUGCCGGGGCCUUCUCCAUGAUGGUGGGCCUCUUCAUGUUCAGCAUCGUCUUCUUGCACAUGAAGGAGAAGGAGAAGUCCGACUGAGCUCCCUAUGGGAGGAAGAGCC
Molecule: messenger RNA, 1201 nt
Organism: Tinamus guttatus (white-throated tinamou)
Lineage: Eukaryota; Metazoa; Chordata; Aves; Tinamiformes; Tinamidae
Source: RefSeq, a predicted model, not a curated record